Molecule: messenger RNA, 2514 nt
Organism: Andrographis paniculata
Lineage: Eukaryota; Viridiplantae; Streptophyta; Magnoliopsida; Lamiales; Acanthaceae
Exons: 2
Coding region: 599-2248 (549 amino acids)
Cellular component (GO): Golgi apparatus
Source: RefSeq, a predicted model, not a curated record
UGUUUUGAAGCGGGGGAAAAUGGUAAGUGGCGUGGCAUCCAUUCCAUCCGGCCGGCGAGAAUCUCACCAGGUGCAGGCAGGAGCGAAAUCUUCCUAUAAAUAUCAUCGGAUUUUCUUCGAUUUCGUUCAUACUUAUCAGGGAGCGAAAUCUUCCUAUAAAUAUCAUCGGAUUUUCUUCGAUUCUCUCUCAUCCCGUCUCGUCUGCGUUAUCCGAUUUGCCUUGUAAUUGUAAUCUUUCAGUUCUUUGUUCUUUCUUCGUUUCUUGUUUUGUGCGAGUUGGGUUGGGUUGAGUUGAGUUGAGUUGAGUGAGGGUUCCAUCUCUCUCUGCUGUUGUGGUUGCCGUUGCCGUUACUCUCGCUGUUGCCAUUGUUUGCUUAUUUAUUUAUUUUUAUAAAUCUUGAGAGCCUGUCGAUCAAUUUCAUAAACUCGACGCCAUUCCUGUGUCGCGUCUGUGGAUCAGGUAAUUGAUGCCAUUUUUUCUUUCGAAACAUAUGGGACAGACACUUGCCCACCCUUCUCUCUCGGAAAACAGCUCGAAGAUUUUGUUCAAGGCAACUUUAAGAAUACUUUGGGAUUCCCGGUUUUUGCCAGCUUUAUAAUGAAAACUUUGAAUCGAGUCGAUCCGAUUAGGCCAAAAAUCCUAAAGGCUAUACGCAAUGUGUGUGUCUCCGCGUUUGCAUCCUCUGUUAUCGUGUUCGCAGUCGUUUCUAUCACCUAUCAAUCCUCUGAUCAGUGGCAGUCGUCCAGAGCCCCCACCGAGGUUUUCGCUGAACCCCAAAAUGCCACAUUGACGACCAAUGCUUACGUCCUCAGAACUGGUGUGGAUACUAAUACAGCACCUCUGGCAAGAACUGAUGGAUCACAUUUAUUUGUUAAAGAAGCUACCCUAGAGGGAUAUCGAGAGGAAAGGCCAAACUUGAAAUCUGACCGUCCAGCGGCUGUGAAGGUGGUCAAUUGUUCUGAUCCUGGAGUUCUAAUGGCGAUUCAGAGUUUCAAUUUGAGAACGUUCACGGGGUUGGAGUUCUUGGAAUAUCAGACUCCGGUACAAGGGACAAGAGCGAACGAAUGUGAUGUGGCUUGGAGGUUCACAAGCAAGCUCGAGAAGUCGAAAUGGAGGAAGUAUAGGGAUUUUCGAAGAUACACGAUGGGGUACAAUGAGGAUUUUAGUUACACGGUGAUACGCUCAGGGCGCUGGCAUUCUGGUUCCAAUGCUCUUAGUUCAAGGAAUCGAGCAAGAGCCAACGUGAAUAUUCGAAAUCCUGAAAUGGAUACUGUUGUCCAGGAUGAUGAGAUCAAAGACAAGAUGGGAUUGGAGUCGAGGUUUAGGGAGGGCAGGUAUUUGUACUAUUCGCGGGGAGGGGAUUAUUGUAAGAACAUGAAUCAAUACACUUGGAGCCUCCUGUGCGGUCUUGGUGAGGCCAUGUAUUUGAACAGGACUUUUGUGAUGGACUUGAGCAUGUGUUUGGCAUCUUCGGAUACACAGGGCGACAAUGGUGUGGAAGGCAAAGAUUUUAGGUUCUAUUUUGAUUUCGAACAUUUGAAAGAGGCGGCUUCAGUAGUGGAUGAUGUUGAGUUUAUAAGAGACUGGAAGAGAUGGGAUAAGCAGCAUAAAUCGAAAAUUUCUUGUAGAAAGAUCAUAAACCAUAAGGUGACACCGAUCCAACUAAGAAGAGAAAAAAGCACGAUACUAUGGAGGCAGUUUGAUGCUCCUGAGCCAGAGAAUUAUUGGUAUCGAGUAUGUGAUGGUCCGGCAUCCAAAUACGUCAAGAGACCGUGGGAUGCUCUUUGGACAUCAAAGACAGUAAAGAACAUAGCUACUGAAAUAAUUUCAAGCAUGGGCUCAGAUUUUGACGCCAUUCAUGUAGUUCGAGGAGAAAAGGCAAUGAACAGAGAGCUUUGGCCAAAUCUGGAUGCUGAUACUUCCCCCGAUGCCCUUCUCGCUAAACUUCAGGGGGAAAUUCCGGCUUGGAGGCAUCUAUAUAUUGCAACAAAUGAACAUUCCUACCAUUUCUUUGAUAAGCUGAGAUCUCAAUACUAUGUUCAUUUGCUCGAUGAUUACUGCUAUUUGUGGGGGAAUACAAGUGAAUGGUAUAAUGAAACAACUCGUUUGAAUGGUGGUCGCCCAGCCGAGUUUGAUGGUUAUAUGAGAGUUGCAGUAGACAAUGAGGUUCUCUAUAGAUCAAAGACUAGGGUAGAGACAUUCUAUAACUUAACUAGAGAUUGCAAGGAUGGAAUCAAUAAGUGCUAAACAGGGAUGAAUUCCCAUACUUUUAUUUGUUUUGGCGUGGCCUUUUUUAUAGGGUAUUCAAAUGGGAGCACGGUGUCGAACAUGUUAUAGAACUUCCUUAUUAAAUAUGUCCGAUAAAGUUGCAUACAUUUAUAUUUCAAAAUUGCAUGUAUUUACUCAGUAUAACCUGUUACCGUUUAUUGCAUUGUGUAUUGUAAGUAACAUACUAUGCAGAUUAAAAUGCACCGGCACGUGCAUUCGGGGGAAAAAAUGGGUUAUAGGGAAGU